GCAUGCUGAAGUAACAAAUAAGCAAAUCAUCAACCAUGGCUUAUCAUACGAGUCAAGGGAAUGGAUUAGACCAGAGUACUUCUUGGAGUGGUUGGAUUUGGGUUCCAGAACAGAGCUACUGGUAUUCUUAUCGAGUAAAUGCCGAAGGAAAGGAGGAGUACGACUAUCGCUACCCUGAAGGAACUGAGAAUCGAGCAGCCACGCCCAGAACAUCAGAUUUGACAGAUGUAUAUCCAUCGUCCCAAACCGGCGAUUCUAAUUCUUUUGACAAUAAUGCAACCCCAAGACCAUCGCACGUUACUUCGACCUCGAAUCACAAUUUUUACGAUUCUUCAGAUUCUACAGCCCAGAACUAUGCUAUCAAUAACUCAAACGUGGCUUGGCAACCCGAAAAUCCUUCUUCGAGCAAUGCUGCAUACCAAUCAAACACAGACGCAACCUCUUCAUCAAUUGAAGCCACAGCGCGUGCAUUUGAAACUAUGUUGUUGGAAACGCCCCGUUCUGUACCUACAGAAGCAUUUGAUCCGGAGGUGAAUCAGGCAAUCAUAAAUGCAAAGCAUAUCUCCAAAGCCCCGAACACCGGCAAUGCCGAAACUUUGGAUUCCAGAUACACGGUCUAUGGUGGACUCCAUCGACAAGAUGAUUUUUGGAAGGUUGGCCGCGUAUUCAUGAUGCUGUGGACUGAGCCAGCACAGCCAAAAGUUCCUGCAGCCGGAGGGACACGCAAUGGAUCACACUUCAGCACUACAUUUCUCGGAGAACAAGCAUAUAGUGAGAUUCGAAGGUUCGUAGUUGUGAUAAAGGGUUAUGGAAAUUCUGUUUGCUGUCCUAUACAAACAUACUCAGGGCAAGCGACGCUCAAGCCCAAUCUUCCAGCUCCUGGUCGACACACAAUCAUACAUACAACACCGCGGGCUCCCGAAGAGCACAGCUACGUCGCCAGUAACGGACAGUCGGUGUACGAGCAUCUCGUCUUAGAUCCUAUCCAGGUCGAUAGUGAACGAAGUCACGAGCCCGAGGGUUUAUUACACCCAUUGAGUCGAUUAAAUUACAGCAAGGUGUAUACUGUAGAGCAUUAUGUCCGUGUGUUAAAUAUUGGUAUGGUGGCCAUCACUUCAAUUGGUACCUUUCUCAGUCAGUCGGGUUGGCCUCAAAAUGUCCAACCAGUUGGAUCACAGCGUCCUCAUUCGAAUCGCCCAUCCAGAAGAAUAUCUGGCCAAUCUUCCAACAAUCGUAGGAAUCGCCGCGAGCAUAAGUAGGGGGUAUCUUCGACUGGCUUACAGAAAGAUUCCUUCACAGUCAACUCGAUACGUUAAGCUGUUCCACAUCCGAAAGUUUUCUCAUGCGCUGCAAGAAUAUUUUCUGGCGCCACGAAUCUCAGUUUUGUCUAUUUUCUUUAGCGCCAAACGUUUGGCACAGCUCUCUUCUAUAACUGUGUCCAUCUUGAAUCAUUUUUCCUAUCUUAUUUGUCCAUAUAUUCCCGAUAACUUCCCAGAUUUUGUUUUCUUGGAGGUCGAGAGACCAAUGCAUAUACGAAGCUUUCCCCAAGUAUCAGAGCACUUUUUUCUUUAUUGAAGCAGGGUAAUACUCUUACGCUCGUUCACUCAUUUGGUCGAGUUUUUCAUGAUUGAUGACACCCAUUUCUUUGGAUAUAUUAGACCACCAGUGGGUGUACGGACUGAUGGGAUACUCCUCAAGUUUCGAUAUUUUUGAUUAUUUCAUUCUUCAAUUGUUUGAUAUCAGAAUCUAUCUUUCUUUUUUUUAAAUCCCCUGUAGGUUAUUGCUACAGUUUUUAGGAUAUUACAACCAAUAACUCAAAAUAUAUUUCCAAGUCAGGGUUUGUAGUGUCCCGUCAGUCCAUACACCCACUGGUGGGCUCUAUUGUAUUAAAGAGAGAGCAACAUUCAACCCAGCUGUCACUAAGCGGCACAUUUCCAAGAGUUCAAAUCCCUCUACAGUUUAAUGGUAUA
Botrytis cinerea B05.10 is the source of this 1970-nucleotide messenger RNA. RefSeq lists its product as hypothetical. The record is from RefSeq and is a predicted model, not a curated record. NCBI's taxonomy places the organism in Eukaryota, Fungi, Ascomycota, Leotiomycetes, Helotiales, Sclerotiniaceae. The coding region runs from base 36 to 1259 and encodes 407 amino acids. The transcript has 4 exons.